GCUCUGAGACACCGGAAGUAAUCGUCGCUUUUGGUGACGCUGCAUUAGACCUCAAGACAUGGACCGGUCUAGGCUGUUCGGGUUGUUCCUUCUCAGCCUGGCUCUUUCCGGAGCUCAGGCGCUCACACCGUCACAUUACCUCUCCCUGUCUGAUGUGGCCCGACUGCAGAACCUCCUGAGCCAGCAGUUCACUGACCUGGAGUCCGCAUACUACUCAGUUGUAGGUCUGACCAAGCUGGGAGCGACAGUUCCCGAUCACGAAGAUGUGUGCCAGUUUGUGAAAUCUCAGCUUGAUUCCACUAGUGUUGAUUCACUCUUCUUUGCUGCUGAGAUCAGUCGUGCCAUUUCAGGAUGUGAGAUCCCUGUGUCCAACGAAACCCGCGACCUCCUCCUGGCUGCAGUCAGUGAAGAUUCGACCAUGACUCAGAUUCAUCGGGCUGUGACUGCUCUCAGCUCUCUUGGGCUUCCUCUUGCUUCCCAGGAAGUUGUAGGUUCCUUGACAGCCCGGAUCAACAAAGAGGAUAAUGUUAUGGCCAUCACCAUGGCUCUGCAAACAGCAUCCCAGCUUUCCCAGCAGGCAGAGCUCGGAGGAAUACUGGAAGAAAUUGAGGAUCUGACAGCUCGCUUGGAUGACCUCGGUGGCCUCUACCUCCAGUUUGAAGAGGGACUCGAAGCAACCGCCAUGUUUGUGACCGCUGCUUAUUCCCUGUCAGAUCACAUGGACAUGGAGCCUCCUAUCAAAGAGGAUCAGGUCAUCCAGCUGGUGAAUUCUAUCUUCAGCAAGAAAUCCUGGGACUCUCUGGCUGAGGCUUUCAGCGUGGCAAGCGCCGCCGCUGCUCUGUCCGGCAACCGCUUCCACGUACCCGUAGUCGUCACUGCCCAGGGCCCAGCUACUGUUUCCCACAGCCAGCCAACCCUGCAGCUCCUUGUCACUGAUGUCAUGUCUCAACCACUAGACUCAGCCAAUGUGGUGGUGGAAUCUGCAUACGCUGUGGCCUCGAAGGCUGCCAUUCUCAACCAAGCACCAUUCACAAUUAAUGACGGCGUCUUUGAACUGAACUUCAUGUCCAGCCAGCCAGCCAGCGGAUAUUACCAGUUCACCAUUGCAGUGACCGGGGACAGCCGGCUGGUUGCCAAUCAUGUCGAGCUUAAAGUGAAGGUGUCCACAGAGGUGGCUGUGACCAACAUGGACCUCUCUGUGGUGGAUAAGGACCAGAGCAUCGGCACAAAGACCACCAGGGUGGACUAUCCUUCCAAAGCUAAGAGCUCCUUCACAGCAGACAGCCACCAGAACUUUGCCAUGUCCUUCCAGCUGGUUGACAUUAACACUGGAGUGGAGCUCACACCUCACCAGACCUUUGUACGGCUGCACAAUCAGAAAACUGGCCAGGAGGUCGUGUUUGUGGCCGAACCCGACAGCAAGAACCUGUACAAGUUUGAGUUGGACACAGCCGAGCGGAAAUCUGAAUUCGACUCCAUCUCUGGCACCUAUUCUCUCUACCUCAUCGUUGGAGACGCCACUUUAGAGAAUCCCAUCCUGUGGAACGUGGCCGACGUCAUUCUGAAGUUCGUGGAUGAGGAGGCCCCGGCAACAAUUCAACCUAAGACUCUUUAUGUACCCAAACCAGAGAUUCAGCAUCUGUUCAGGGAACCUGAGAAGAAGCCCUCCACAGUGGUUUCCAACACCUUCACUGCACUCAUCCUGUCUCCCUUCCUGCUGCUGCUCAUUCUGUGGGUCAAGCUCGGCGCCAACAUCUCCAGCUUCAGCUUCUCUCCGAGCACCAUCCUGUUCCAUCUGGGACACGCAGCCAUGCUGGGCCUGAUGUACGUCUACUGGACCCACCUGAACAUGUUCCAGACUCUGAAGUACCUGGCAAUCAUCGGCGGUGUAACUUUCCUUGCCGGAAACCGCAUGCUGGCCCAGAAAGCAGUGAAGAGAAAUCAGAAAAAAUAGGGGCAAGAAAAAAGAAGAUGAUUGUUUUGUUGUUUCCAUCAAAACCUUGUUUUGUUUUUUGUUUUUGUUUUGGGUUUUUUUAAGAGAAAAUGGGACGAAAAGUUGAAAACUUCAAAGCAUGCAGUUUGUCUGUGUUGCCAAAUGGAAGAAAUUGAAAUAUCACCACGUCUCUGGGAGUCUGGAAUAACACUCAGUGCAGAGGACUGUGGAGCUACUGAUCAUUGCACUUCAUCUUCCUGUGAGAUUUGUUUUCUUAUUGCGAGCUGUUUUUGUUGUUCGUUUUUUUUUUUUGUUU
Messenger RNA from Pundamilia nyererei, 2249 nucleotides. RefSeq names its product ribophorin II (gene rpn2). The coding region runs from base 59 to 1954 and encodes 631 amino acids. Lineage: Eukaryota; Metazoa; Chordata; Actinopteri; Cichliformes; Cichlidae. Gene Ontology annotation, biological process: protein N-linked glycosylation. Gene Ontology annotation, cellular component: oligosaccharyltransferase complex; membrane. The transcript is spliced from 17 exons. The record is from RefSeq and is a predicted model, not a curated record.